GCUGGUGAUGCACUUCUUGCAUAUGCAUUUGAGCAUAUGGCAGUUGCCACAAAAGGGGUGCCUAGUGAAAGGAUUGUGAGGGUGAUUGGUGAAUUGGCUAAGUGUAUUGGCUCUGAAGGAUUGGUUGCAGGCCAGGUUGUUGAUAUAUGUUCCGAAGGAAAUUCCGACGUCGGAUUAGACCAUUUAGAGUUCAUUCACAUACACAAAACUGCUGCUUUAUUGGAGGGAUCAGUUGUUUUGGGGGCUAUAUUGGGUGGUGCAAAUGAUCAAGAAGUUGAAAAAUUGAGGAAAUUUGCUAGGUGUAUUGGGCUGUUAUUUCAAGUGGUGGAUGAUAUUCUUGAUGUCACGAAAUCUUCUCAAGAAUUGGGGAAAACUGCAGGCAAAGAUUUGUUGGCUGAUAAAACUACUUAUCCGAAGCUGAUCGGAAUCGAUAAAUCGAAAGAAUUUGCUGAGAAAUUGAAUAGGGAAGCUCAAGAACAGCUUGCUGGAUUUGAUCCUCAAAAGUCUGCUCCAUUGAUUGCUUUGGCUAAUUACAUUGCUUAUAGGGAUAAUUGAUGUGUUUGUCAGUUGUAAUUCUCUGUCAUUUUAAGGAACUUAAUAUAAUUAUACUAAUGGAAUUCCAGUUGAUUUUCAUGCAUAUAGUGCAUUUGAAGAUUGAUAUGGAUUAUCGAAGUUGAGCUUGUAGUUGUAUCAAUAUUCUUGAAUGUAAAAUGAUUGAUUAUAUUUCUCUA
This is a messenger RNA of Olea europaea var. sylvestris, 731 nucleotides long. Its product is annotated as geranylgeranyl pyrophosphate synthase, chloroplastic. The annotation marks the transcript as partial. Gene Ontology annotation, biological process: isoprenoid biosynthetic process. Lineage: Eukaryota; Viridiplantae; Streptophyta; Magnoliopsida; Lamiales; Oleaceae. The record is from RefSeq and is a predicted model, not a curated record. The transcript has a single exon. Gene Ontology annotation, molecular function: geranylgeranyl diphosphate synthase activity.